This is a messenger RNA of Copidosoma floridanum, 535 nucleotides long. RefSeq names its product CTD nuclear envelope phosphatase 1 regulatory subunit 2 (gene Cnep1r2). Gene Ontology annotation, cellular component: Nem1-Spo7 phosphatase complex; cytoplasm. Lineage: Eukaryota; Metazoa; Arthropoda; Insecta; Hymenoptera; Encyrtidae. The record is from RefSeq and is a predicted model, not a curated record.
UGUAGGUGAUACAGCCGCUUUGAUUUACGAAAGUUGUUAUUUUCCUAAAUUAAACGUUAAAAAAGUUUUUAUAAAACAACUAUUAAAUGGUUUUCUAAAGAUUUUCAUACUUACGCUUAUUAUCGCGAAAAGAGAGAAAAAUGUCUCUCGAUCAGACUGUCUGUGAAGAUUUAAAAGCUUUCGAGAGGCGACUGACUGAGGUUAUUUCGAGCUUGCAGCCAGCAACUUUGCGGUGGAGGAUACUGCUGGGCUUCAUUUCCAUUUGUACAGCUGUUGGUGCUUGGUACUGGCUCACAGAUCCCAAUACUUCUGCGGUGCCGUUUACUCAGAGUCUCUGGAAUCAUCCAUUUUUCACAAUAGCUAGUUUACUGUUAGUUGUAUUAUUUAUGCUGGGUAUUCAUCGAAGAGUGAUAGCACCAAGUAUUAUUACACAGAGAGCUCGAAGCAUCCUGGGUGAUUUUAACAUGAGUUGUGAUGACACUGGAAAACUGAUCUUAAAACCUACAAGGCCACCUCAUCUUCAUGAAACUUAACA